This is a messenger RNA of Exophiala spinifera, 2247 nucleotides long. RefSeq lists its product as uncharacterized. The transcript has a single exon. The coding region runs from base 1 to 2247 and encodes 748 amino acids. Lineage: Eukaryota; Fungi; Ascomycota; Eurotiomycetes; Chaetothyriales; Herpotrichiellaceae. The record is from RefSeq and is a predicted model, not a curated record.
AUGGGGUCUGGCUCAAGAUUUCACCUCCCAGCAUCGCUAAAGAGGACAAAGUCCACCGCAACUGAUCAAGUUUGGAAGAAAAAGACCGGUAAACGAGAAUAUAAGGCUCAAAACAUACUUGGUAUCUCGGAAGCCGCCUUGAAUACCGCUCGGAACGAAAGUGUCAGUUCUUCUAACACGGUCAAGGUACCAACUUUGUCAUUUUCGGAUGCCGCUACUGAAUUCGGCUCCUCGACCGCGGCUACUGAGAAGCCUGAUGGCACUCCCGAACUGAAGUUGAAGGCAUCCUCCGUAUUGUUGCAUGAAGAUUUCUGUAUCAGCUCCGGAAAAGCAGCUUCCGUACACUCGAAACGACCCAAACCGCAUCCCUCUUCUUCCACCUUGAACUCUCAUUAUGAGGCACAGAAAAUGCCGCUUGCUAUAUCACAACAGACCUCUGAGUCGUCGAGAAGAGACGGUGCUCUACGUAAAGGAUCGCCGAUUGUAAUGAAGUCAAACACACCGGAGAAAGAACCGUCGCGACAAUUGCGCUUAUUCCGAUCGACGAAACAUCAAGACAAGAGUGGAAGUAAAAAGUUCACCAAGCUGAAAUCAGAGUCGCCUGUUUCUCCUCCUCGAUCACUUCUGAGCAGCCAAAGAUCGGUCGCAUCAGCAGGCCAUCCAAGAGAACCGAUAUCGACACAAUCAUCGAAAGGCUCUGUUUCGCACAGGGGAAGCUACUAUCCCCACGAGCUUGGCCCUCGCCACACGCCAAACUUUUCCAUGAUCAAUGCGAAACGUCCAAAGCCAUACUUAACCCACUCCGAUGCAGCUGUGGAAAUAUCCCAGGUCAAAAUAAAUAUCAGGAGACCCAAAGUCGGCGCAAAGCAUUGGUUCGAUGGGUUGGAAGGUGAUAGCAGUGAGGAUGAAAGUGUUCACGAACCAGAAUUCCAGCCAAGUUUCGUGGAUGGUAUGGAGAGCGCAUUCGAGGACGGCAGGAUUGGUCUUGUUUCGAAGGAUCCCGCGAAAACGUCCACCUUCAUCUCAAAUGCGUCCGAUGGUCGUGCAAUCUUGGAGUCUGACCCUUCAACUUCUUCCUCUUCUCGCUAUAUGCUUCCCGACUCCGCCAUUCCCCCACGGACUUCGACCCUUAAUGCGAAAUCCUCAAAAUCAACACUAUGUCAGGAACUAUCCCGCUCUCGCCACAGUCAACAUGUAUCUGGAACAAAGUCAAUAUCGAAAACUUUGGCAUCAAGCGAUCUACACACUACCAGUAUACUCGAUCUCUCUUCGUCGGAUGACGAAGAAGGUCGCGUGGAACUUGGACAUGGGCGUUUGCCACAACUACGUGACAGUAUAGCACUCGAAUCGUUGAUGGAAUCGGACAUCGUCGUUGAAACUGCAAAAGCAAUUGAGACAAACCAGAACGCAUCUAUACAAGCCACGCCCAGCUUAAGGCGGCUUGCUCGCAAUGCCUCAAAACGCAAUGCGAGAACUUCGACCAAAGCUUCCAGCCGACCGCUCAACAUACGACAGUCAUAUUCCAAUACUGGUUCUUUUCAGCGCCCGGUGGAGGAACAAGAUUUGCUUACUUCCUUCCCAGCCACUCCUACCGACUCGCGACGAACAUCUUUCCAAGGGUCAUGUCUGUCUGACAAUGCAAGCAUAGAAAGUCGAAGGAUGGUCAGCGUAACCAAACAGGAAGAGUCCCUACUUGCCGCGAUCAGACUACGGUCGACUAUCUCACAACACGCCAAAAGAAGCACGGAUCCGCGACUUCGGCUACUCCGAGAUCUCGAGAAGAUAUCUCGACACCAACAGGUACCAGCCGGCUUGAUCAGCCAUGAAAUAUCCCGAAUCAAUGCAUCUGGCCAAGAAGCCCUCAACCACUCUGAUGGGAACUCUGACCAGGCGUCUUGUACCACUUUUCAAACAGGCAGGUCGGCUGACCCUAGCAUCAGAUUUUCCAUGGCGAGCUUUCAAACGGAAACAUCCUUGGGACAUGAUAGCGAGAUGUCCUUCCUCCCCUCGCCGAAUUUCGCCCCCGUUGUGAACGGCGCGAAGCAUCCCAAUCGUGCCUCUUUCUUCUCCACAUCGACCAAUGACUCGCAAGAUACAGCAAGUUUUCGGCGAGAGCACAAUCACAAAGCCGCCCUCAAGAAACUGUCGUCUAUUCCAUCGCGAGACGAUAUACCCUCACAAGAAUUCAUCGACUGGCCUUAUCACGGCUGGGAAGCUAGGUCGUCAACCCUAGCGACGGCGCAUUAG